AUGGCCUUAUCACAAAAACACAGCGGCAAAGUACUCGUACCUUGGUUUAAUAGUGCUGAAUGGAAAUGCGUGUGCGAUUACGUGAUAUCCCAGGAUAGGAGGAACAUGAGAAGAGCCCUAGCAAUAUUGAAUAUAUGGAAAGUUCGUACACCUUUGCUUUCCGCAGGAGUAGAAGGUACUUUAAUAUUACUGGAGACUCUAAUGUCGGAUACAGAAAAUUUAUCAGAAGUACAAAUAGUAGGAAAUUACUCUAUAACACUUUUAAGGUUUUUAAACAUUUGCGCCGGUAAUAACAACAAACAAGGUACAUUCAACAAAACGGUCUCGAAGAACGAUUUACCUUCGUGGUUGAUAGACAUCCGACAUGACAUAGCCCACGGGCAAAAUUUGCCAUCGAAGUCCCUUUUAGAGUUGGCUUUGCGCGAAUGCCUCGAUUGGGUGAUCCAGAAGUACUGGAUAUUCCAUAAAAACAUCAUCCGAGACUACUGCAUCGCGGACGAUGGUAAAUCGACGGACAACGCGAGGGUUCUGGAUUGUUUGAAAUUCUACGUUACGUUGAAGUUGCGCUUGUACAACGGCAACAAUCUGACCGAUUUGGAAGAGUCGUUGAAGGAUAAAAUUAAUUAUUUGCUGUCCAAAAGACACAACCAUUCGGUGACCGAUACACAAGGAAUUAUCGUUAUAUUAGAGGAGUACUUGAAGCAAGUGAUUUCGGAUUAUUCGAACAAACAUAUAGCAGAAGACUUGGCAAGAGGAUUGGUCAAAUGGGGGACUUUGAGGACUCGUUUGGAGAUGAAUGAAAAAGGUAAACCUGUCAUUCCUGCAUCAUUUAAGGCGAUUUGGUUGAAUUUGCUGAAUAUAUUUUAUGAAAACGAGGGAUUUUUGAGCGCCUUUCUCAUACAACUUUGGUACAUUUUGUGCGAUAGCAAUAACGAAUCGUUCCAUAGAAUUUCUUCCAUUUGGAUACAGGAUAUAUUAAAUGGUCUCUUGAAAUUGAAGCAUUUAUAUAAAACAAAGGAAGAUAACGAUGAGAACAAUUUUUCCCUUCAAAAUAACUCAAAAGAAAGAUAUCAAGAGUGCAUAGAAUUCGAAUCGAUUGAGAAAAUAAACUCGGUUAAUUUGGAAAACUUCGAGCGGGUUGUUUUAGAGAAUCCUCAUAGUUAUGCAGCCCAAUUUUUGAAUAGAUUAAUGGAGUUUAAUAAACGUCCGAAGGAAUAUAAAAUAUUUAUGAACAGUUUAAUGACGAGCAUGUUUGGAAUUGAUACCGAAUUGAAGAGCCUUUGUGAUUUAAAUACACAGGAUCUAGCAAACUGCGGAAAUAUUGAUGUAAAUAUGGAAGAUGUUUUGGAAAAUAACGGGUUAAUUGAGAAUGGGAAGAAUUCGAAUAAAGGAAGAUGGUGUGUCUUAAAGGAUAAAACGCAAUUCAAACAUUGUCCGUUAGGAAUUUUACCACAUCAAAGUAGAACCAAAAAUUUUACUUUAAUUAAUGAAUUAAUAUAA
This is a messenger RNA of Phyllotreta striolata, 1500 nucleotides long. The record is from the annotation of a GenBank genome assembly. NCBI's taxonomy places the organism in Eukaryota, Metazoa, Arthropoda, Insecta, Coleoptera, Chrysomelidae.